UUACACAUGUAAGGUUGUUUCAGACUUUUCACUUGCUCAAACCAAUCCUAAUACCCGCCAAUUUGCUCUGUCUCAGUUCAAGAAACAACAAUGGCUUCCACCAUUUUUCUUCUUGAUCUUUUCCUCUCUAUCCUAAUCUUUUUCACAAUCUUGACACCGUCAACAAGCCUUGCAGUCCCUGAACAACUGACAAAUUUCUCUCAGAAUCUGAUCCCUUAUAUCCCUUCAUCGCCUUCUCCUUCUUCUUAUUAUUCUUCUAUUUUUCUUUCACCGGCAAACCCUCCGUCAACUGGUCCGCUGGUGCCGGCUUUCUUUAUUAUCGGAGACUCGUCUGUUGAUUGCGGAACGAAUAAUUUUCUUGGCACCUUGGCUCGUGCAGAUCGUCCUCCUUAUGGCAGAGAUUUUGAUACUCAUCAGCCUACAGGAAGGUUCUCUAAUGGCAGAAUUCCUGUUGAUUAUCUGGCUCAGCGCCUUGGGCUUCCUCUGGUACCGAGUUAUCUCGGUCAAAUGGGUUCAGUUGAAGAUAUGAUUCAUGGAGUGAAUUAUGCUUCUGCCGCUGCCGGAAUCAUAUACUCUAGUGGGUCUGAAUUGGGUCAAAGAAUCUCUCUAUCUCAACAAAUUCAGCAGUUUACAGACACAUUUCAGUCAUUCAUUAUAAACUUGGGUGAAGAUGCUGCAGCUGAUCUCAUCUCCAACUCGGUUUUUUACGUUUCAAUAGGAAUCAACGAUUACAUACACUACUAUCUUCGGAAUGUAUCCAAUGUUCAGAAUAUGUACCUUCCUUGGAGUUUCAGCCAGUUCUUAGCAUCAACACUUAGACAUGAACUUAAGCACUUAUACAGUAUGAGUGUGAGGAAAAUUGUGGUGAUGGGGCUGGCACCAAUUGGAUGUGCACCACACUACUUAAUGAGGUAUAACAGCCAAAAUGGAGAGUGUAUCACAGAAAUAAAUGACAUGAUUUUGGAGUUCAAUUUCUACAUGAGAUACAUGAUAGAUGAGCUUAGCCAGGAGCUUCCUCAUGUCAAAAUCAUCUUCUGUGAUCUCUAUGAAGGUUCUAUGGACAUAAUCAAGAAUUAUCAAGUUUAUGGUUUUAAUGUGACUACUGAUGCUUGCUGUGGAUUAGGCAAGUAUAAUGGGUGGAUUAUGUGCAUAGCUCCGGAAAUGGCGUGCCGCGAUGCUUCGAGUCAUAUUUGGUGGGAUCAGUACCAUCCGACUGAUGCGGUGAAUGCCAUUUUAGCUGACAAUGUGUGGAGUGGGUUGCACUCGAGAAUGUGCUAUCCUAUGAACUUGAAGGACUUGGUUACUCAGUCCUGAGGUCAACUACUAUUUCAUUUGCAGAAGCUGCAAUGUCUCUUUUCUGCUCAGUUUUGUGUCUUUGAAUCUUUUACUGGAACCCUUGAGAACUCACAUUUUAAAUUUUUCUCACAAGACUGGUUAGAAUUAAUUGAAGGCAAAAUCCAUGCGGAGGCCCCUCUACUUUACCAGUUUUGUUCGAGAGACCCCUCCUUCAAAGUUUGUCACGUCUGGAUCCCUAUACUUGUCAAUUAUCCAAUUUUAAGGUCCUUAUAUGGACGGAAAAUGGCAAGUGUAGCUCACUUGCGUUAUGUGAGAGUGUGAAAAUAAAAAUUAGUUUAAUUUUGUAACUUUUAAUCCCUCUAAAAAUGUGUACAAUACAUAUAAAUUAAAGCAUCUCUAAAGAACUUUUUCCUUUUCUUCA
This is a messenger RNA of Mercurialis annua (annual mercury), 1717 nucleotides long. RefSeq names its product GDSL esterase/lipase At5g08460. Gene Ontology annotation, molecular function: hydrolase activity, acting on ester bonds. The transcript is spliced from 5 exons. NCBI's taxonomy places the organism in Eukaryota, Viridiplantae, Streptophyta, Magnoliopsida, Malpighiales, Euphorbiaceae. Bases 91 to 1314 code for a protein of 407 amino acids. The record is from RefSeq and is a predicted model, not a curated record.